This is a messenger RNA of Strongylus vulgaris, 282 nucleotides long. NCBI's taxonomy places the organism in Eukaryota, Metazoa, Nematoda, Chromadorea, Rhabditida, Strongylidae. The record is from the annotation of a GenBank genome assembly.
AUGUUUGAGGCUGGGUUGUGGUUAAAGAUAAUGACGUUUGGUCCGAUGAUUUUGAGCACAAUAAGUAUAAUCUUUAUGCUACUCACCAUUCAUUAUAUUCGCCAAGCUACAAAGCAAUGUAACACAAUAGUAAACAGCACUCAUUCGCUUGCUCGUUGUGCUGUGCGUCUUGGUGUUGGUCCAGUUGCAAAGAAAUCCAUUCAGGAUUAUGCCAAAACAAGGCCAGAACUAAUCAAAUUGCUCAAUGAGGAUCCAAUUCAUCCAUCAAAAGAAUCCAGCUGA